CAGCCAGUCAGUCAGUCGAGGGGUGUCGAGUGUCGCAGGCGGACUCGUGCUAUUAGGUGCCAAGAAACCAGUCGAGUUUAUUUUUUAAAUAUUUUUGAAUCAUUUAAUUUCUUUUUUAGUUCGACGACGGGGAAAGAUGCGCGAAAUUGUCCACAUUCAGGCUGGACAAUGCGGGAACCAAAUUGGGUCUAAGUUCUGGGAGGUGACGAGCGACGAACACGGCAUAGACCCCGAAGGCGUCUACGUCGGGUCACACGAAAUUCAGCUGGAGAGGAUAGACGUCUAUUACAAUGAAGCUUCAGGAGGGAAGUACGUUCCCCGGGCCGUCUUGGUUGACCUGGAACCAGGAACAAUGGACGCCGUCAGAGCAGGUCCUUUCGGGAAGCUCUUUCACCCCGACAACUUCGUUUUCGGUCAGAGCGGCGCAGGCAACAACUGGGCGAAGGGUCACUACACCGAAGGAGCGGAACUGGUGGACGCCGUUAACGACAUCGUCAGGAAGGAGAUCGAGGGAUGCGACUGCCUCCAGGGGUUCCAGCUGGCACACUCCUUAGGAGGGGGCACAGGAUCGGGCAUGGGCACCCUUCUCAUCUCCAGGAUCAAGGAAGAAUACCCAGACAGAAUAGUCAACACCUUCUCAGUGAUGCCUAGUCCAAAGGUUUCGGACACAGUCGUGGAGCCCUACAACGCAACCCUCUCCGUCCACCAGCUGGUCGAAAACACGGACGAAACUUACUGCAUCGACAACGAAGCCCUCUACGACAUCUGCUUCAAGACCCUGAAGAUAGCAACGCCGACCUAUGGCGAUUUGAACCACCUGGUGUCCCUGGCAAUGUCCGGACUGACGACCUGUCUCAGGUUCCCUGGUCAGCUGAACGCUGACCUCAGGAAACUGGCCGUCAACAUGGUUCCUUUCCCGCGUCUUCACUUCUUCAUUCCUGGCUUCGCUCCGCUUACGGCUCGUGGGUCACAGGCCUACACGGCAGCAACCGUUCCAGAGCUGACUCAGCAGCUUUUUGAUCCCAGGAACAUGAUGGCUGCUUGUGACCCACGUCACGGACGAUACUUGACUGUGGCCACAGUGUUCCGAGGUCGCAUGUCCAUGAAGGAAGUGGAUGAACAGAUGCUUAAAGUUCAGAACAAGAACUCCUCGUACUUCGUCGAGUGGAUUCCAAACAAUGUGAAGACAGCGGUGUGUGAUAUUCCACCCAGAGGGAUGAAGAUGGCUGCCACGUUCAUAGGAAAUUCGACUGCCAUUCAAGAUCUAUUCAAGCGAAUAUCACAGCAAUUCACCGCUAUGUUCCGGCGGAAAGCUUUCCUCCACUGGUACACGGGCGAGGGAAUGGACGAAAUGGAGUUCACCGAGGCAGAGUCCAACAUGAAUGAUCUCAUAUCUGAGUACCAGGAGUACCAGGAAGCCAGGGCAGAUGAAGACCAGUUCACGGACGAAGACCAUGACGACCAUGAAUAUGAUGCGCAAAGUGUUGGAGGUCAGGGCAAUAGAACCCCAAGUGUUGCAGGGGGCAGCGUUCGCGGUGACACAGCAGGCGAUGAUGGUGGUGACCAAGAUGAGGACGAGGAUAGAGGGGAUACUGCUGAUGGGGGUGAUGAUGAUGAUGAUGACGCUGGUGGUGGCGCCGGGGAAAAGGAUGGAGCGGAGGAGGAGGAAUAUGCAGAAGGAGAAAUCACAGAGACAUUUUAAGACCAAGUUUUCGGCGACUUUCGGUUUUCACCUUCAUUUGUUGAUCAUUCUAUAAUAAAAAGAAAUAAUAAGAAAUUUUAACUCCUUGCUAAUCAUUUGAGGGCUGUUACAGAAGUCUCUUGCGCUGAAGCCUUCUUAGAGACAGUACGGAGUCAUAACGACAUCCUUCUUAUUAGCUUUCCUGAGUAUUUGCUUUUACUGUCCUCCAUCUGGUGUGAUUGCGUGUGAAUGUGUGUAAUAUGUUCCUUAACUGUAGCUACAUAUCGUAAUUUACACGUUUUAAAUUAUAAUUUGAUACUUCUAGGGUUUAGUGUUGUCAAUAAAACAGUAAGCUAAAA
Molecule: messenger RNA, 2040 nt
Organism: Macrobrachium nipponense
Lineage: Eukaryota; Metazoa; Arthropoda; Malacostraca; Decapoda; Palaemonidae
Product: tubulin beta chain-like
Exons: 7
Coding region: 137-1702 (521 amino acids)
Biological process (GO): mitotic cell cycle; microtubule cytoskeleton organization
Cellular component (GO): cytoplasm; microtubule
Molecular function (GO): structural constituent of cytoskeleton; GTPase activity; GTP binding
Source: RefSeq, a predicted model, not a curated record